AUGGAGCUAGUAGCUUUAAACCUCUCUCCAACAAUCCCAAGGGAAAAAUUCACAUUCCUCUCUACAACCAUCACAAAAACUCUUCUCUUUCGCAAUUAUCAUUACCAGUUAAGAAGAAGAAGCAAUCAGUUUCGAUUUGAAGCCACAUAUGGCGGGAGGAAGAAGAAACCAAACCUUUCUUUCUCAAAGAAACAACAACAGCAGCAACUAUUGGUUAGCGAAAGAGAAUCUGAAAGGGAGCUGGAAUUCGACAGCGAAGUAGAUGAAGAAGAGGAGGAGGAGGAGGCAAGCAUAAGUGAAGACGAGAUGUCGUCUGGUUUGUUAUCAUUAAGCGUGAAACCGGACAGGAACAUGACUGUACUUGACGAUUACGAUAUUGAAGAACUUUGCUUUCGUGAUUCCUCCGACUCUAAUCAUCGUAGCGGGUACGUGGCAGUAGUAGGGAAGCCGAAUGUAGGAAAGAGUACACUUUCGAAUCAAAUGGUAGGGCAAAAGUUGUCGAUUGUUACUGAUAAACCUCAGACUACUAGACAUCGGAUUCUUGGUAUUUGUUCCGGUCCAGAGUACCAGGUUGGCUUGCAGAUGAUUCUUUACGAUACACCAGGUGUUAUUGAGAAGAAAAUGCACAAGUUGGAUUCUAUGAUGAUGAAGAAUGUCAGGAGUGCUGCUAUCAAUGCUGAUUGCGUACUAGUUAUUGUUGAUGCAUGUAAAGCACCUGAAAAGAUUGAUGGAGUGCUGGAAGAAGGUGUGGGAAACCUCAAAGGUAAGGUUCCCACUCUACUUGUGUUGAACAAGAAAGACUUGAUCAAACCUGGUGAAAUUGCAAAGAGACUUGAGUGGUAUGAGAAAUUUACAGAUGUUGAUGAGGUCAUACCUGUGAGUGCCAAAUUUGGUCAAGGAGUGGAAGAUGUCAAGGAGUGGGCACUUUCAAAACUUCCCAUGGGGCCAGCUUAUUAUCCAAAGGACAUCGUUAGUGAGCACCCAGAAAGAUUCUUUGUAGCUGAAAUUGUAAGAGAAAAGAUAUUCAUGCAAUUCCGCAAUGAAGUUCCUUAUGCAUGUCAGGUCAAUGUGGUCAGCUAUAAAACUAGGCCAACAGCAAAAGAUUUUAUUCAAGUCGAGAUUGUUGUGGAGAAGAACACACAGAAGAUCAUUAUCAUCGGAAAAGAAGGGAAGGCUUUGAAAUUACUGGCCACAGCCUCUCGGCUGGACAUUGAGGAUUUCCUGCAGAAGAAAGUGUAUCUUGAGAGUCCAUCUCAAUUUUCCAUCUGCUCUGAUCUUUACCAGUUAAUACCAGCAUUGUCAAUCCUCUCUGCAGUUAGGGCAGCUAUUGUUGUAACUUCUUUCUUUGGCCGUGGAUUUGGUGUGAUGGGUUUGUCUCACCAUGACGAUCUAUAUGCUUCAGAACAAGCUUGGAAUGUGUUUAGAUCACAUAAAAAAGUUGAUAUCUUGAUAGGAUUGGGGGACAAGGAAGGUGGUCAAGACAGUCAAAGGAGAGAACAAAUGAAUACGAUGGAGAGCAUUGGCACAUGCAAAUCACUGUGA
Messenger RNA from Dovyalis caffra, 1542 nucleotides. NCBI's taxonomy places the organism in Eukaryota, Viridiplantae, Streptophyta, Magnoliopsida, Malpighiales, Salicaceae. The record is from the annotation of a GenBank genome assembly.